AUUUCCGAGAGCAGGAGGGCUGAAGCUACGAGGCAUGAUCUUGUGGUCUCUAGCAUCGUUUGUGUACAAGACUUAUCCAUGAGCAUGGUGUGGUGCAGUUCAAACCGAGUUAAUUAAAUAUUCAUUAUAAUUUUACUUUGUUCUCGCUACAAACUCUCUCUCGAAACCUUAAUUAUAAAAAAACUAUAAUUUAUAGUUCUUCCUUGCACCUAUUUUUUCAAACUAUAACAGCAAAUUAAAAACUACACAAGAGCUGGUUUAGUCAUGUGUAUUUUGAAUUUUCUUUCUCGGUAUGCUUUGAAGCCCAGCCAAACAGCAACCAUCUUUUUUAAAAAAAAUAAAAUAAAAUUCAACAAGAAGAGGCAACGAGAAAAAUCAUUUAGAUGGUCAGGGCAAUUUCUUCAAUCCAGGUAUCAGAAAAGGUGAAAAACGUUGUGCUUAAUCACUCUAAAUUAAAGAAUCUUUCAGAGUUCAGGGGUACCUCUUCUUUUCCUGAGGAGACAUCACUCUAUACCUUAAUUUGUUACUUUGUAAACUCCCAAUGGCCUGCAUGCAUGGCCGUCUAAUUAUUGCUGGACACCGAAAUUCUAAAAAACUUCAUAGUUUUCUCUUUAACAAGACAUAGUAUUUCACAAUAUGCCGCGUAUAUACUCAUUCCAUCACCUUGCUGUAAUCUCUGCACUCCUAUAUAUAAAUAUUCUGAUGCUUCCUCUCACCCCUCGUGCAAAUAUUGUGCUGUGAUUAAGCUCUAGCUCAAAAAACUAUGGCAUCCGUCUUCAAGAAUUUCAUUGCCUCUUCUGUUAUGACAUUGUUGUGUUUCAGUUUGUGCUUUUAUCCAUUCGCAUUGGCUCAAGAUUCAGGAACUGCGACCUUCAACACACCCCCAUACGUUCCUUCUAAAUGCUAUGGAUAUGAAGAUCGAGGAGUGAUGAUUGCAGCAGCAAGUGAAGGGAUUUUUAACAAUGGGGAAGCUUGUGGGCUAUAUUACCAAGUAACUUGUGUUAGCGGGACAAAUGAGGGCACUCCAUUCCCUUGUUUGGAUAAUGGGUCAGUUGUUGUGAUGAUUACAGAUCUUUGCCCUCCUGAUUCUUGUAGGGGUACCAUUGAUUUGUCACAAGAAGCUUUUGCCUCCAUUGCUGACCCCAAUUCUGGCGUUAUAAACAUCUCUUACCAACAGAUUUGAGAGAAGAAGCAUGCAUUGAAGAAAGAACCAGCACGGAUUUUGUUUAAUGCAUUCUGAUACUGAUCAAGAAAUGAAUGGCUACCUGAUCGAUUGAAUAUUGUUUGUUUUUUAUU
Messenger RNA from Populus trichocarpa (black cottonwood), 1296 nucleotides. RefSeq names its product EG45-like domain containing protein. The coding region runs from base 764 to 1183 and encodes 139 amino acids. The record is from RefSeq and is a predicted model, not a curated record. The transcript is spliced from 3 exons. Gene Ontology annotation, biological process: systemic acquired resistance. Lineage: Eukaryota; Viridiplantae; Streptophyta; Magnoliopsida; Malpighiales; Salicaceae. Gene Ontology annotation, cellular component: cell wall; apoplast.